CCAGCCCACUGUCAUUUGCAAAAGAAAAGUCCCUAAUUAUGCAUGACAAUAGCUAUGGCACACAUGAGUGGACGCAGCAAGUGUGAUGUCACAAGCUAGUGUGCAGUGCAGUCUUUGCUGUGUGUGUGUGUUUGUGUGUGCAGUACAGCAUGGUACCUGUGUGUGCAUAAGAGCUGUAUUAUGUGGAGACGGCAUAGCCUGGCACCGGAUUUCAAUAGUGGUUUGUCUUUUUUCCCCUCAAAGGCUUUUUGAUGUUGCUGUACAGCGUUGCAUUGAGUUUCUGGUGUCAAAAGACGGACUGCUUCGAAUUGAGUACGACCAGUCAACCAACUGUCGCUUUAUAGCAAACAUCAGUAUCGGAUCAUGUGGUUAAGACUUAUAUUAUAAACGGAAUACACCAGCAUGAUCAUUGUAGCAGUGAAAUUACUGGCAUAAGUUGUUACUAUCAAAAUGUUAUUAUCAGAGAUGGAGGGGUCUACUGUGAUGAAAAGAUGGCAUAGUCAAAACCAAGGAAGAAAACAGAAAUCCAGCUAUUCCUUUAAGCAAGAAUGACAUCAAUUUUAUAUCACAAGAGCAGCAAGGCAAAUAAUAGAAAGGAAAUUAGUUCUUGAGUGGACAUCGCAAUGCUGAAACUCCAAAGAUGGCCGUGGUAUUUACGCUAGUUAUUCUGAAGGGCAUCAUGCUCCUGGUCGUGUUCCAUGCAUAUCUUACCCAUGGUAAAUCUCUCAAUGGGUUGUUGGAGAGGAGAGAGGAAUGUCCAAUGUCAUGUACAUGUUACAACCGCACAGUCCAUUGCAGCUCCAUGAACCUAAGGAAAGUGCCUUUCAACAUUCCCCCAAGAACAAACGCGCUGUAUCUGAACGAUAACGCCAUCGACAAGUUAGAUUUCGGGCUUUUAUCAAGACUCAGUAGGUUGGAGGAGUUGCAUCUGCAAAGUAAUAAACUUGAGGGAAUCAAAGAGAAAGAUAUUGAAUUCCUUCCUCAGUUAAGACAUGUCGAUCUGAGAGAUAAUCCUUUAGUGUGUGAUUGCAGCCUUGCUCAGGUGAUGGGAAGGACGUUAGAUGAUACAAAAAAAUUCAAUAUGAUAUUGGGGGAUACGAAAUGUGUUGCACCUAUGCAAAAUGAGAAGAGACAAGCAAGUGAUGUACUGAGAAGACUUGACUGCAGACAUCGCAGUAGGAGAGGGGAAAUGCAAUGUCAUCCAAGGUACUGUCUCAACGGUGGUACGUGCAUCGAAGGCUACGAAGGGCCAUUUUGUGAAUGCCCAGAUUCUUUUGUGGGUCAAUACUGUGAGAGACCAAAUUCAGAUGUUGUGCGCAUCUUUCUAGAUGACAUCACUGCUAACAGUGUGAAGGUAUCAUGGAGGCCACCACAUCAUGUUGAUGUAGAGAAGUACUUUGUGACUUUCCGUGAACAGAGCCCUGCAGCCGAUCCAAAACACUUUUGGACGCGAGAAGAUUAUUAUAUCUUCGUAAGACUAAUUCCAGGGUCAUUUUACCAAGUGUGUAUUAUAGGAUAUUUAAGUGAAGAUGAUACUCUAGAUGAAUGUUGCAAGGAAUUUGCCACACAACCUCAUCCCAGUCGUCCCGAACCUGGAUACCCAGACCAUCCAGACCAUCCUGACCCUCACUUCCCAACUACUGAAUCUAGAGACAGGGAAGAUGUCAUUCACAAAGCAGCUGUUAUUCUAGGAUCUAUCAUAGGUGUCUGUGCCUUUUUCAUCAUCUGCCUGACUCUGGUUUACAAAUUCCGUACCCUGAGCAACACCAGGAACUUGGAUGGAAGAUCUCCUUCUCCUCCGAUUGAUGCCGAAGCCGAGGCAGAAACAGAGAUCUCACAAGCUCCAGGCAGUGAGAACGAUGCUGGCCGUGAUGUCUUUGUGGUUUCCGUUCCAACUCCAGAACAACCAUCAGCUCCACCUGAAAACGAAGUACUUGAAACAGAUACUGCAAUGCCAGAUCCUAUCCCAAUAAACAGGGUCCUACAUGCCCUACAGCCACCGAGUUCGCGAGGGCAGCAGGAGGCACCCUCACAAAACACUGUAGUACUAUACCGUCCUGAAAACAGAAACACGGUAGAGGACCUGUCACGGGACAACCCCUCAGGAACAGCACCCUUCUUUAUUGUGGCAGACGGCAACCACUACCCUCUCGAUCCAGCUCUUUCACAGGUUUUAUGCAGUGCAAUGUCCAGAAGCAACAUUCCUAGACAACCCCUUCCCAAUGAACCACCACCACCCUACUCAGAGAGAGCAGAAGAUACCCAACUAACCCAAGUCUCAAUCAGAAACAGAACAGAGUCUGAUCAUUUGUCUAAUGUUACAUGUGAAAGAAACCUUGAUGCAUCAUUGGUAGACACUCUAGAAGAAGACAAAUAAUUUUACUAUUACCUCAUCUUGUCUAUAAGUAGAGUAAACUAUUAAAGAGAGUAGCAACCCUUGCCUCUUUUGGGAUAUUAAACUUUGUCUAUGUACAUGUAGCUGUUAUUGUUUAUAAAAAUAGUUUAUGCAAGAAUAAUCAGGAAUGAAAUAAACAGAGAAUCAUUUUAACUGCUCUGUAAAAAUACAUAUUUUUCAGCAAGAGUGUGACUUGUGUUCAGUUAAAAAAAAAAAUGGAACUCUUGCCUUGCUGGCAAAGGGUCAGUAGGACGUGCAUGCGCAAUGAUUUUCCAUUCCUGUGCGAAUUGCGCAAGGGCUAUAGCUUGAGUGCACACUGUCUGACCAACAAAAAUAGGAAUGGGAAUUUUGUUGCCAGCAACAAACUUGUAUUUCUUUUCUAAGACAUCUCAGCUCGACUUAAAAUUUUUGAUAUUUCAUUACAACAGAUGUUAUUAAUCACUCACAAAUUCAAUAGUAAAAGAGAUAUGACAAAGUUAUAUGAUCAGAACUUGGAGAACACAAAGGGCAUAUUUCUCUUGAUGUUUCAUUGGGAUUUAGCAAAUAAAUGUAGCAAAAAAAAGGCCCCAUUUCAUAAGAACUUACAAUUUAUAGUAACAUUGCUAUUAUCGUAACUACAUGUAAAUGCACCAUGAAAACAUUGAUUUUAUUUGUUUUUUUAAGCCCUGUUACCAUGGUUGUUACCAUAAUGGCAUUUACAUGAUGUAAGUUAUCUAUGAAACAUACCCUUUAUAAAGUUUUGGGUUUACUAAUUCCUUAUAAAAAGGAAAUAACGCUUUUUUUAGUUUACUUCAUAAUACAAUUGAUUUACUAUAAAUAAAUUCCAAAAUAUACAUUUUGUUAAAAUUACAUACUGUGAAACUAGAAUUAGCUUUUAAAACAAAACAUUCCACAUAGAGAAAAUUUGCCUUAAAAGUUACUUUAAAAAAGGUACUGAAGCAAGCAUGUUAUUUUUCAGUGAAGUAUCAAUUGCCUUAAAUUCAAAUAUCUCGUUGAAUGUAGAAUAACUUAUGCAAUUUUCAAAGAUAUAUGUCUACUUUGUUGGAAUAUGUAAUGUGUAUGUAUUCAACUAAGACGUUAGUUAAAAUGGGGAAACAAACAUGAGAAGAGGGGGGGGGGGGGGUUAAAGAGCCGGCAAGCAAGAGGGGAAAGGGGGGGGUCCUCCAUUUUGUGAUAUUUCAUAAGAAGAGUAACCACAUACUUCAUGCAUAUAACUAUGGUAAAGCCCUGGGUUAAAAACUACAGGAUUUUUUCACAAACAAGUGAUAUGAGAAGAAAUUGACAUGAUUUAGAAGAAAUUAUCUGUCUCAA
Molecule: messenger RNA, 3706 nt
Organism: Lytechinus variegatus (green sea urchin)
Lineage: Eukaryota; Metazoa; Echinodermata; Echinoidea; Temnopleuroida; Toxopneustidae
Exons: 2
Coding region: 641-2377 (578 amino acids)
Molecular function (GO): protein binding
Source: RefSeq, a predicted model, not a curated record